AUGGAAUGGACAUAUAUGAGUUACACAGUUGCCAAUUAUGGAAUUACAUUUGGUCUUAUUCUUAUUACGAUUUUGGGUGUUUUUGUUACAUAUUUUAGUUCAAGAAAAGGUCGAGAGUUUGUUAUUGAAAAAGUUAUUGGAAUCAAUCCGGAAAAAGCACAUGAUACUUAUGAUGAUCAAAAUAUCAAAAACCUUUCUCUCGACACGAAUGAAAAUCAAUUUAAACAACGGUCCACUUUUUAUAUUGGUAUAUUUUGUUGUUUACUCGGAGGAAUGAUAUUAUCUAUAACAGCCGUACUCAUGUUUCAAGGUUGUUUCUUGAUGGAUAUUAGACUUGUACCAGGUGAUAAUUGUCCUAAAUAUACGAUGGAUUGUUUUGUUUUUGAAGGCAGUAGUUUUGCUCCUAUAACACAUAACGCAACAUUCGUUUGUCAAUAUAUGAAUAAGGCGGAAUUUCCUGCUGAUAUCUCUGAUGCUACGGCAUGGUGUUAUGCAUGGAUUAUUCGUUACCAAUCUGUAGCAAGUGUUUUAGAUCAGAUCGGUAUAGCUAUUGCUCUUAUUGGUUUCUUUACAACAAUCUUAGCUAUUAUUGUUUAUCUUGGUAAAAGUAUAAAAACUAUUAUAGUAUCUAUGAUUAUUAUUUCAAGCUGUUGUGCUCUUAUUCUUCUUCUUCUGUUUUUCAAAUGGUCAUUUGCCCCUUUAACGUACGCAAUUCUUUCAUUGGGUAUAACAUUAGGAGUAUUUGGAUUACUUCUCUUUUGUCUUCUAUCCAAAGCAGAAAAGCAGACGAAUAGCACACAAAUACUCACACCAAUUACAAAUCCAUUGAAUAUAGAACAAUCCACUUCAUCGACAAAAUUAUCUGACGAACUUGUAAUUAUACAUCAUUCAUCAAAAGUCACACCUUUAUAA
This is a messenger RNA of Adineta ricciae, 912 nucleotides long. The record is from the annotation of a GenBank genome assembly. Lineage: Eukaryota; Metazoa; Rotifera; Eurotatoria; Adinetida; Adinetidae.